Molecule: messenger RNA, 3167 nt
Organism: Columba livia (rock pigeon)
Lineage: Eukaryota; Metazoa; Chordata; Aves; Columbiformes; Columbidae
Gene: DTWD2
Product: DTW domain containing 2
Exons: 6
Coding region: 152-970 (272 amino acids)
Source: RefSeq, a predicted model, not a curated record
GCCACUCGCGACGCUCCGGGAGAAACGCUCCCCGCGCCGCAUUGGAUGAGUCCCCGCGAAGGGGUGGGGGCGCCCCACGUGAACCGGCAUAGUGGCCCUUCCUGCCCCCCGGCGCCCCUUGGCGGCUGCUAGCGCCUCCCGCCGCGCCGGCAUGGAGCGGGGCAGCGCGGCGGCCCCGGCGCAGGCCGAGGAGGGCGAGGAGCGCGAAGGCUGCGCGGGCCUGUGGGAGCUGCCGGUGGAGCGCUGCGAGAGGCGGCCGGAGUGCGGGCGCUGCAGCCGUCCUCAGAAGGUGUGUUUAUGUCCAUUCCUGCCAAUACACCCGCUAAAGGUCUCCACCUGCUUGUAUAUAAUUCAGCAUCCAGCAGAGGAAAGUCGAGUGUUAAGGACGGUACCUUUGCUAGCAGCUUGUCUUCCUCCAGACAAAUGUAAAAUUUUGGUUGGUCGACGUUUCAGUGAAGAGAGGUAUCCUGAAUUAGCAACUGUGUGCAGAAAUCCCGAUACUAUAAUUUUGUAUCCUGGAGCUGAUGCAACAAAUUUGGAAGAAUUUGCUGUGACGUCUUCUGGUCCAUCUGUUAUGAUCAUCAUUGAUGGAACAUGGAGUCAGGCUAAAGAUAUAUUUUACAAAAAUUCUCUCUUUCGGCUUCCCAAGCAGAGUUUGCUUUUUUUUCAGGUGCAGGUAAAAAACAACAUUUCAAGUCAAUACGUAAUUCGUACACAACCAACAAACACAUGUCUCUCCACACUGGAGUGUGCAGCUGUUGCUCUUACUAUCAUGGAAAAAAAUAAGAGUAUACAAGAGACUAUACUCCGUCCACUUCAAGCUUUAUGUUCUUUCCAGCUUCAACAUGGUGCCCAGAUCCAUCACAGCAAGGAGCAUCUUCUCAAAAAUGGCUUGUAUGACAAGCCAAUGCCAAAGAAUAAGCGCAAACUCAGAAGAAUGGAGCUUUUGGUGAAUAAUGUUAAAAUAUAAGAAAACGGUACUGACAGUAUGGUGGGAUUUAUUUGCAACUACCAAAUGAAUAUGAAUCUGGAUUUGAUCCAAAUGGUUGACUGUACUACAAUAAAGCAACUUUUAGGCCCUUCAUAGGCAUCAGUUUAUCUGCUAAUAUGACAAACAGUAAUGGACAAGCUUUUUCAUUUUUGCAGUAGGCCAGGUGCCUUUAUUCAUAUGAUAGAAGAUCAUGCUGUUUCCUAUAGAAAAGAAGAAACAACUUCUGAGCAUAACUUAGAAUUGUGUUAUCUUUUGUGUGACAAGUAUGAUCCAGAGUGUGACUAGAUAAAUUUACUUUGGGGGAGCUUUUAUCAGAAUGAAAAGACAAGGAACAUGAAUGUAAUGGAAAGGUAAGGCUUCAACAUUUAAGUAUAAAGUAUAAGUAUAAGUAUAUGGCAUUUCUACAGAGCAUUUUAGCUUCAGUAUCUAAUUACAGUAGGUUUUCAAACUGUAAUUCAUUAUAUUACUUAGUCCAGCUGAGCAUAAGGCAUGCUAUUUGUAUAGUUCUUUUUAACUUCGAGAUUUUUAUUUCUUAUAUUAUUAGAAUUCCCUUUUGUAAAUUUAUAUACAUUUUACAAUGCAGUUUCAUGCGGGUUUCAUUUGUCUGUCAGACUUAAUUUUUAAAUUAAGCCUGCGUAUGUUUUUACCAGAAUCUGAAUAUUUCUGACUUACAAAAAGAAGGAAUGUAGAUAAAUGAUUUUUUUUAAUUAUAACUCAGGUGCUUCACUUUUACUUGAGAAAAUGUCCUCUUCCACAGGAGAGGACAUUUUAUGGAUAUGGUUAUGUCAUAAUUAUACCCUGGUAUGCAAUGGCUAUGAUCCUAAAGGAAUUAAAGAAGCCCAGUGUAAACAGUCCUGUAAGAAAUAUGAUGUAAUGACAAAUGCUUAUGUCUGGAUACAGCCUACUAACAUGAUUGCAGAUCCAUUAGAUUUAUGUGUUCUUUAUUAGUUCUAACAUUGAUAUGACUAUACUUCUUUCUAGUGGAAAUUGCUAGAAGCAAAAGAAUUGAGUAUUUUUACUAACUUUGUGAAGCAAUACUUUAUGAUCUGGAGGGAAAAAAAAAAGUGAAAUAAAUGUUUUGGUGUUCCUUUCUUCAUGUUCAUCUAUGUCUCCUUCAUGAAACAGCUUAAAAUGCUUAAUGUUUGUCUUUACUAUCAGUUUCACUCUAGGAAACAACAUGGAGCUAAUUGGGUACUAAUUAGUCUUAGAAAUAGUUAUUUCGUCCUUAAUUUAUGAGCUGCAAGGAAAGAAACUACAGAAGUGGGGGGUGUAAGCACAGCUAACCUAUUUAUUAACUGAAAGCAUUUCUGCAAUUAACAAGAGAGGUCAAAAUGAGGUCAGAGAUUAGCUAAGAAGUUUUAGUUAACCCUGAGCUAAUAGUGACCUUUUGUUUAGGCCUGGAUUAACAAUUUAAUUCGCCUGGCUGUGUUAGGAAAGUUUAUGUAACCUUUUUCUCCUCUCUGGGUCUAGAUAAAUCCUGUAUCUGUCACUAAAUUCAGCAAACCUAAAUUGGUUUUGACAAAUCUGAAGCAAAACAGUCUCAUGUGAUUAAUGAUAACGCAGAUGUACCCUUGCUCACGCUGGAACAGAGAGAAGGCAUGUUUGUUCCUGUAGUGAAGCGCAGUGAGUCUGAAGUUGUGUCUUGUGCAGCUCGUGUGUGCAGACUCGUACAUGACGCCUCCUCCAGCUCCUCUGGGGCUGGUUUGUCUUGUGCUGGGCUGGGAAGCUGUUUCCCUGUGCUCUGGGACAUGGUCCAGCAUUCGUAAGGGAACAAGACUAUCAGGCUUUGUUGCUAAUGCUGUAUUUACAUACACAGAAGAUACUCACAUUUAAUGUUGUAUAUGCUAAUUUAGGUCACCUUAUUUUAGACUCGAUCUAGAACGAUAGUGUGUCUUUUAACCUACAUUAUGAGGAUUAUUUUCCUAGACAGAAGGCUAAAUGUAUCUUUUCAUAAAAUGUGAGAACAGAAUGAAAUUUGUAUUACAGCCUGGGAUUCACAGACAUCUGCAAAAUGCCUUAGAAUUACUGGAUCAGAGAAAUAGUUGUCUUAAUUGAGUUAUAAUCUUACAUUAAAUAUUCUUGUGUGUGCAGUCUGUGCAGAGUUUUCAUGUUUUUUUUCUUCAGUAAAGGACAAAUUUCACACAGUUUACAAUAAAGCGCUAUUUAGUUUUGUUGA